Molecule: messenger RNA, 2038 nt
Organism: Folsomia candida
Lineage: Eukaryota; Metazoa; Arthropoda; Collembola; Entomobryomorpha; Isotomidae
Product: serine/threonine-protein kinase 17B
Exons: 14
Coding region: 363-1922 (519 amino acids)
Biological process (GO): positive regulation of apoptotic process; intracellular signal transduction; protein phosphorylation
Cellular component (GO): nucleus
Molecular function (GO): protein serine/threonine kinase activity; ATP binding
Source: RefSeq, a predicted model, not a curated record
UAUUAACCAGUAUCAAGCCACACCACAGCUCAGACGGACGAGGUUCGUCGCAAACUACCAAGAAUUUUUUCUUGUCUUUUACACAGGAAUGAGAAGCAGCGACUUUGUAAUAGGAGAGGAGCUCGGCCGUCGUGUUAUUUGACGGUGCUGCUGCUCGUCCCUCGAAGGGCUCGUUGAAUGAAACCUACUGAAACUGGCCAUCAUCGCAACUGACGGGCUCGGGGGAAACGGACAAACGGCCAAAGUGAAUACCGCGAAGUGUGCUGGAGAAAGAAAGUGCAAAGAAAGUGUCAAUAAAGUGUCAGAGGAGAAUUGUUUUUUAAUGUGGUGGCGGUUGUAGUGUGGUCCAAUGUUGACCUCGUAUGGUUCACGAGCCAGAGUCAACUCUAGUAGCAAGAGGUGGUUGUCCAGUGGUCGUUGAACGGAUGCGUGUUGGUGGUGAAAGUGGAGGGGAAAUGGAAAAGUCGGGUCUUCUAGUUCUCGGGGAAGAGAGUCGCUCCCGGCUGCUUUCUCCGCUCCCCAUCGAAAAUGAGUACACGGUGGAACUUCAACCCUUUGCCAGAGGAAAGUUUGCAACCGUAAAGAGGGCUCAUAGUAAAAUGAAUUCGAGCGUUUCUGCAGCCAAAUACAUCCGCAAACGAAGACGGGCUUCUACAGAAGAGAUCUGGCAUGAAAUAUGCGUCCUUGAUAAAUCUCGGGAUUGUCCUUAUAUUGUUCAUUUAUAUAUGGUAUAUGAAACUCCUCUGGACACAAUCCUACUCCUUGAAAUGGCUGAGGGUGGAGAUUUACAAACAGUUCUGGAUUCUGAAGAAUUCUUGGAAGAGUUUAUAUGCCGAGAGGUUUUAAGGGAUGCUUUACGUGGACUCCAAUUCCUUCAUUCUCAUUCUAUAGCACAUUUGGAUAUCAAGCCUCAAAAUUUGGUCGUUACUGGCUGUUUACCGGGAGGUCACGUCAAGUUGUGUGAUUUUGGCUUAAGUCGCCAUCUCUCGAGUUGCGCCGAGGUUAGAGAAUUGUUAGGAACUCCAGAAUAUGUUUCGCCAGAAGUAUUAAAUUAUGAGCCCUUGACCCUCGCUACUGACUGCUGGGCUUCAGGAGUUUUAACCUAUGUCCUUCUCUCGGGAAUCUCUCCAUUUGGAGGUGACUGCAAACAAGAGACUUAUCUAAAUAUUUCCCAGCGGUCCUUAUCCUUUCCCCUUCCUUACUUUUCUAACGUUUCAUCCUUUGCCAUUGACUUCAUUGAGCAACUACUAGUUCUCAAACCGAGUGGUCGUCUGACUCCAGAUUUGUGCCUUCAACACCCGUGGCUUUACAUAGAAAGAAAUUCAAAUAUUUUUGUUCCUGAACCCAACAACAAUAACAGAGAGAAUAGUCUUAUUAAAUCAACUUCACUAGAAGUGAUACCACCAGAAAUAAAUGGGAACGCUAUGCAGGAGACUUCCAGCUUAGCAAAUGGUGGAGAUAAUAGGGGACAACCGAAUGAUGAAAUUGACUCAGGCAUAGGUUCAGAAGACGACCAUAGACGUAAUUUGAGUUGGGCAAGAUUGGAUGAAGUGCUGGAAAGUGAGCAAAAAAUUUCUCAUAACCCCGAUUGGUUAACUUUAGAAGAUCCAACGCUAGAAGAUCCUGCUAGAAAUAUUUGGCCAAAUAGAAAGAAAAAAUGUAGCUGGGAAGCGGAAUGUACUGGUGCCGUUCUUCGUGCAUUAGAUCAGCUAGAAAGAAAACGAGGUGGUGUAACCAAGCAAGCCAGUUUACUAAGAGCCUAUGGGGAUCGUAGCCAGGUCAUAUCCAAGGAGGAAGUGGGGGAGGGUCAAGUUGUUAUUCGCGAAUUCCGUCAACUGCCACGAGCUCCUGCUCUACUUACGAAACAUUCUGAAUUAACUUGUGACUCUAUUUCAACCAGAAUCAACAAACUAUUUAACUAAUAUUAUAUAGCUUAUUGCUACUAAUUUUAUGCAUGUUAAUCAAGCAAAUCUCAAAUCAAGGUUCUACAAAUACUAAUAAUAGAUAAAAUAAAAAUAAAAUGCACAACAUUUUUGAA